Molecule: messenger RNA, 723 nt
Organism: Tetrahymena thermophila SB210
Lineage: Eukaryota; Ciliophora; Oligohymenophorea; Hymenostomatida; Tetrahymenidae
Product: peroxisomal biogenesis factor 11
Exons: 6
Biological process (GO): peroxisome fission; regulation of peroxisome size
Cellular component (GO): peroxisomal membrane
Source: RefSeq, a predicted model, not a curated record
AUGGCCGAUAGCUUUGCUUAAGAUUUAGAAAUUCUUCGUAAAUUCUCCGUAUUUUGCGCUUCUACUACAGGAAUGGAUAGAAUCGCUCGUACUACUUCCUUCGUAUCCAAAUUCGUAAAGAGCCACUACUGCUCUAAAGCUCAAUUCGCUGAAUAAUCCUGCAAAGAAAAGUUAAAUCUCCUUUCAAAAAAGCUUGAUAACUUAUCACUUAACUUAGGUGGUUUUCGUAGAAUUUUGAGAUGGUCAAGACCUUUCUAUCUUGGUAACAACUUGCUAAACAUUAUUGAAAACUUCAAGAAAGCUAAAACAACUGCUGGCAAGGCCAAAGAACUCCAUGAUAUAUUCUUCUACAUUUUCAUGAUUGUAGCAGAUAUCAACGAUGUAGUCGGAUGGCUAGCAUUCAUGGGAUUACUCAGCAAUGAAAAGCUUGCAUAAAAAUCAUUAUAGCUCAAUAAUAAAUUGUAUGUUAUCGAAUGCUUGAUAUGGUUGUUUUACUAUAUUAGAGAAGUAUAUAAUUUCCAAUUCAAUAACAAGGCUUUUGACAAAGAGAAUAAAGACCACCGUUUCAAGGCUUUCAACUUAAAGCUCUCAGUUGUCAAAUACAUCAUUGAUGCUAUUUGUGCAUACAAUUCCAUCGAUGCAAAAUUCAUUACACCUAAAACAAACUCUAAAAUUGGUCUUAUAUCUUCUAUGAUCGCCUGUUACUAGAGUUGGCCUAAAUGA